AUGUUCAACGUUUUCGUCGGGUGCGUCUUCCGUGUCGUCGUCGUGUAUUCUCCCAGUGCUCAGCGUCACUUUCUCAUGUCUUCAGUAUUCCGGAUCGCUGGCAUUCAGUGUGCCCCGCGAUUCGCGUCCAGCAGCCCAGUUCAGCAGUGUCUCACUGCAUUCCAGUUAUCGGCACCCUGUCCGCAGCGUUUGUCGCUGCAAGCGUUCGGUUUAACCCCAUCGCCCUACCGAAUCGCGUGUAAUCUUGUAUCUGUAUUGAUA
Messenger RNA from Gongylonema pulchrum, 261 nucleotides. NCBI's taxonomy places the organism in Eukaryota, Metazoa, Nematoda, Chromadorea, Rhabditida, Gongylonematidae. The record is from the annotation of a GenBank genome assembly.